AUGGGCAGCGAGGUAGAAGCUCUCGAAGAGAAUAAUACUUGGACGUUGGAAGACUUACCUCCAGGAAAGCGUGCAAUUGGCUGUAAAUGGGUCUAUAAAAUCAAGUACAACGCUGAUGGCACGAUUGAACGAUACAAAGCCAGGCUUGUUGCACUUGGCAAUAAACAGAUUGAAGGAGAAGACUACGGUGAGACUUUUGCACCGGUUGCUCGAAUGGGAACUGUUUGUUUGUUUCUUAAAGUUGCAGCAGGAAACAAUUGGCCGGUGUACCAAAUGGAUGUACACAACGCCUUCUUACAUGGAGAUCUUGUCGAAGAGGUUUAUAUGAAACCACCUCCAGGCUUUUAUCCGAAUGAUGAUCAGGAUGUGUGCCGUUUGCGAAAAUCGAUUUAUGGUCUUAAACAGGCACCUCGAUGUUGGUUUGAGAAACUCACCAAAGCCUUGAGAGUGUACGGGUUUCAACAGUGCUAUUCCGACUACUCCCUGUUUACGUUUGACAAGAAGGGAGUAACUAUUAAUCUCCUUAUAUAUGUUGAUGACAUGAUCCUCACAGGAAACUCGGAGACAGAUUUGCAGAAAUUUAAAGAUUAUUUGUCUUCGUGUUUCAAGAUGAAGGAUCUCGGCGCUUUGAAAUAUUUUUUGGGCAUUGAAGUGGCUAGGAGUAAGCAGGGUUUCUAUCUCAGCCAGAGAAAAUAUGUUUUGGACAUUCUCUCUGAAACUGGAAUGUUAGGAUGCAAACCCGCAUCUUUUCCGCUGGAACAACAUAAGAAACUGGCGCUUUCUGAGUCUGCCUAUUUGGUUGAUCCUACUCCAUACCGUCGACUGAUUGGGCGGUUUAUCUACUUGGCUGCAACUGCCCUGAUCUGGCGUUCAGUGUGCAUAUUUUGUCACAAUUUAUGCAGAAACCUAGGGCUGCACAUUGGGAAUCGGCUUUACGCAUUGUCCGCUAUCUCAAAGGAAAUCCAGGACAGAGGAUAUUGUUGUCUUCCGAGAACAAUUUCCAGAUUUCAGGUAGAUCUCUACUUGCUAUCGCAAGUUGCAUUCCCAACAGGAGGAUUGUACUUCAAGAACGAGACAUGGGUUAAAGAGACAAAAGGGAAACAUGUCAUAGUCCACAACAACUAUAUUGUUGGUUACGCCAAUAAGAUGAAACGCUUUCAAGAAUUUGGCCUAUGGCUAGUGGAUGAUCAUGCUCUUGAAUCACCUCUAGGAAAAUUAGAGUAA
Messenger RNA from Microthlaspi erraticum, 1224 nucleotides. NCBI's taxonomy places the organism in Eukaryota, Viridiplantae, Streptophyta, Magnoliopsida, Brassicales, Brassicaceae. The record is from the annotation of a GenBank genome assembly.